GCUGUUGCUGCUGCUGCUGCUGCUGCUGCUGAGCCGCGGAGCCGCCCAGGAGCUGAGCCCCCGCGGCAGGAACGUCUGCAGGGCCGGCGGCUCCUCAGUGCUCGUGUGCUGCCCAGGAUGGAGGCAACAAGGAAGCGAGUGUUUAAUCGGUAAGCACUGGUAUUUUGCUUUGUUGGACACUGUUCAUCUGCCCGUCUUUUGCUGAGCCCUUCUGGCAUCACCACUGCUGUCAGGGGCCACCCUGAUGUGACCUGCAGUGAGGACCCUGGUCCCGGGGACCCCUCCCUGCAGCUGGACUCCCUGGGGAUACUGGAGACUGCUUUGCCUCCCUGCCGUGCUGGGAGCCGUGUGGAUGGAAUGGGUGCUCAGCCCCAGUGAUGGGGUGCUGGUCACAGAGCCCAGCCCUGGGGCACCCUCUGCUCCCACAGUGAUGCCCUGGGGUGCCCCAGCUCCUCCACAGGGAGCAUCACGUCUGCUCCCAGCCUGGGGGUUUCUCUCCAUGCUGGCCAGCUUUGGGUCUAAGGAUUUGGGGGAGCUGCUCUGGGACCCAAGGGACAGUGAGGUGUCCCCCAGGGUGAAGCGUUGGGGACAGGGAAGGUGCAGCUGCAGGAGUGGGACCCAGAGCGGUUCCACGGGAUGCUGCAGCAGCGUGAGGAGCCAAGCUGGAGCUGCCGGUGGAGGAGAAGCUGCCAGGACCAGGCAUGUGUCCACCAUGGCUCCGUUGGGCAGAGGUUGUUGGGGCAGGCAGGCUGUCAGGCAGGGGCCACCAUGCCUGCAGGCAUGGCAGCCCCAUCUGGGCCAUGCCAGUUGUUACAGCUCUUACUGGAGUCCACAGCGAGGCAGAAGAGAUGCUCAGCAUGAAGCCCUGGGAGCUCUCAUCCCCUGCACUGCCACCACAACGCAGGUGGCUGUUUUGGGGUUCCUGUGCUACCCCCCGCAGCCUCAGCUGGCCAUGGGGCCCACCUUGCCUCAGGAGAGCCGGAGGGAGCUCUGUGGCAGUGAAGACCACGUAACCAACUAACCCACGGUGCAUGAGCCCUCGUAACCGCUCGCUGCAUGCAUUGGGUGCCCUGCGUCGGGGAGCAGGACACAGUCCCUUCGGCGCAGGAAGGGAGAAGGACAGAGUGCCACGACAGCGGGGGGAGGACGGUCCCACCAGCGAGCUGUCCCCAUCUCCUCACCGCCCCCACAACCUGCUCUAACCGUUAGACUCACUGCUCCUAACCUGUGUAAUCUGUCUAUUUUAGGGUUUUCUAUAGUAUCCAUCACCGUAGGUCUAAGAACUCCCAGCCGUGUGCGAGGGGAACUUCACCUGCAAGGAGAACGAGGUGUGCGUCAGGCCCAGCGAGUGCCGCUGCCGCCACGGCUACUUCGGCGCCAACUGCGACACCAAGUGUCCCCGGCAGUUCUGGGGUCCCGACUGCAAGGAGAUGUGCAGCUGCCACCCCAACGGGCAAUGCGAGGACGUGACGGGCCAGUGCACCUGCAACCCCAACCGCUGGGGUCCCAAAUGCGAGAACAUCUGCCUCUGCAAGCACGGCAAGUGUGACCAGAAAACGGGCAAAUGCACCUGUGAGCCCAACUGGUGGGGACCCCAGUGCUCCAGCUCCUGCUAUUGCAGCCACAACUCCCAGUGCGACCAGCAGACGGGCAACUGCCUGUGCCAGCCCGGCUGGUGGGGCCGCGGCUGCAACAACCAGUGUUCCUGCAACAACUCGCCCUGCGAGCAGUUCACGGGGCGCUGCCAGUGCCGGGAGCGGACCUUCGGGCCCCGCUGCGACCGCUACUGCCAGUGCUACAAGGGCAAGUGCAACCAGGUGGAUGGGACCUGCACGUGCGAGCCGGGCUACCGGGGCAAGUACUGCCGCGAGCCGUGCCCGGCGGGCUUCUAUGGGCAAGGCUGCAGGAGGCGGUGCGGGCAGUGCAAGAGCCUGCAGCCGUGCACGGUGGCAGACGGGCGCUGCCUGACCUGCGAGGCCGGCUGGAAUGGCACCAAGUGUGACCAGCCCUGCUCUCCUGGCUUCUACGGAGAGGGUUGUGAGAAGCUCUGCCCCCCCUGCAAGGAUGGCCACACGUGCAACCACAUCAAUGGCAAGUGCUCCCACUGCAACCCGGGCUGGAUCGGAGACCGGUGUGAAACCAAGUGCCGGAACGGGACAUACGGGGAGAACUGCGCCUUUGUCUGCAGCGACUGCGUCAACGGCCAGUGCCACUUCGAGACUGGUCGGUGCCUCUGCCACCCUGGCUCUCACGGCACCUACUGUAACCUGACUUGCCCACCCGGCCGCUAUGGAGCCAACUGCGCCGAAGCCUGCAGCUGCCACGACGGCGCCUGCGACCCGCUGACGGGUGCCUGCCACAUGGAGGCCAACCAGAGGAUGGGGGUGAUCGGGGCGGGAGCCCUCCUGGCGCUGCUGCUCAUCCUCCUCCUCUCCCUGCUCUGCUGCUGCUGCGUCUGCCGCAAGAAGGACGAGGUCCGGGGCUCCAGCCAGGACCCGGCAGCCGCCAAGAAGCCACCGAGACGCUUGUGCGGGCGGUUCAGUCGGAUCAGCAUGAAGCUCCCGCGCAUCCCCCUGCGGCGCCAGAAGCUGCCCAAGGUCGUGGUGGCCCACCAUGACCUGGAGAACACCCUGAACUGCAGCUUCAUUGAGCCACCCUCCAUGGUGGAGCAGCCCUCCCCAUCCUGGUCAUCCCGCGGCUCCUUCUCCUCCUUUGACACCACAGAUGAGGGGCCGGUGUACUGUGUCCCCCACGAAGAGAGCGUGGGUGACAGCAGGGACAGGGGGACACCCGCCAGCCCUGGGGACAAGCUGGUGGCUUCAGCUGGUGGGGAGGAAGCAGGUGAAUACACCUUCCUGAAAGAGACGGGCUCUGUCAGAGCCUUCCCGGCCGACAGCAGUGAAACGCCCCUGCUCAAGUCCUCAGACAGCGAGCGCUCCUCCUGCGGCUCGGGUUCGGCCGGUGCCGUGCUCUAUGCCCGGGUCGCCCGUCUCUCCAAACAGUCCAAGGAGGAGGAGGAUGCCGUCACAGAGCCCCGCAGCCCGGGGAAGCCACCAUCCCCAGAGAGGACCAAGCCCCGUCCCCCAGACCCAGCCACGAAGCCCAAAGUCUCCUGGAUCCACGGCAGGUACAACUCCAGCCAGUCCAACUCACUGCCGGCGCCCAGCCGGUCCCCAGAGCAAGCAGCCGCCCGGUCCAGCAGCCCCGAGCAAGGUCAAGGCUUGGCCAAGAGGAAGAGGAGCCCGAGCGAGACAUCGGCCAGCGUGCAGGGCAGAGCAGAGGAGAAGGGAGGCACGCGGAGCAAGGAGAAAGCACAGAAGCAGCCAAAAGAGCCUGGUGUCCAUGAGGGCAAAGCCAGCCUGGCCGGGGAGCCUCAGUCACCCUCCAAGCCCAAGCAGAGAAGCAAAGGUGGCUCAGAGCCGACGGAGAGCAUCAACGGGGCAGUGCAGAACGCCUUCCGAAAGAUGGGCGCCUUCCAGCCGGAGCGGCGGGUCGGGGACAACAAGGAUGCUCCUCGCAGCCCCGGCACCAGCAAAGCCCGCUCCGAGCCCCUCCAUCCCCACCUGGCCUCCGAGCUGGCCGCCCAGCUGAAGGAAAAGACUCAGAGCCUCAACAAGGGGGACGGGAGCACCCGGGUGAACGGGGUGGGUGCCCAGCGGGAGAAGCCCACCCCUCCGCAGAAAGCCAAGCGCUCGGCGGCCGCCGGCGGCCAGAAGGCCAGCAAGCCCUUGCUGCCCACCUCUCCCCACCUGCAAAAACUGAUCCCUGGGGCGGCCGAGCCGGCAGCUGGGGAGCCCAAGCGGGUGGAGAAGCCAAGCGCCAGCAGUGGCCAGGACCAGGCUCUCCCCAGCGAGCAAGCGGCCAAGAAAACUCCCAUUAAAAAGCCUCCCAGGAAGAAGAGUCGAGAAGCCAGCCUGGAGCCGCCCCGCGCAGCCACCGUGCCUGCUCAGGCGGUGCAGUGACCAGGAGCCGGGCACCGGCCCCACGCCGGCUGGCCACCCGCCGGGAGGACAGACGUUUGCUGGCAUGGCCAGCGGACGUGGACUGGGUAGGGGGCACUGGAAGAGCCUCGAGCCUCCAUUUCUCCCCUCCAUCUCUCUCAUCCCCUUUUUCUCCUUUACCCUCCUCAUACCCCAGGACCUGGUCCUCCCCGUCCGUGCCCUGCUGCCGGCUCCCUGCCCGGGUCUGGCAGCUGCUCGCCCUCCCCACGCAGGGCAGGACCACAGGGAGCCGGCCCGGCCACCAACCAGGGGGGAUCCCUGCGUGGCAUAUUCGCCCCCUCAUCCCCCUUUUUUGUAGCAGUAUUAUCGAUCGCAUAAGCAGCGCUUGUUGUACUAGACGUACCCACGGUAUAUUCUGCAGUAACGGAGCCGCUCGCUUCCCGCGCCCCACUCCAGUCUGCCAGGAGAGGGAGGGUGCUGCUGCUUGGCGCCCAGGGCAUCGCCAGGGACGUGCCCUGCAUCCAUCACCAGCAGCAAACCCCUGCCCCGGCACCCCGGGCUCCGGGCAUGGCGCUCCAUUGCCGGUCCCACCGCAGCUGUGCUGUGCCCGGUGUGGGGUCGAGCUGGUUUCGACCGAUGCCUCCCUCCUAUCCACCCUGGGGUUGCUUCUGGCCAGGAGCAAAGCACUAUUUAUGGCCAGAGCUGGACGCCUUCGGGCUCCAGCAUCCCAUCCAGCGGAGUUGGAGGGAUUAGUUUGGUACGACAGAGCCUGGCACCUCUGCAGAGUGCUUUCCUAAUAAAAAUGUAUUUCUUCCAUAGCCAGGUGCCAUGUCUCCAUGCCCCACACUUCCCAUGGGCAGGGGACCUGCUGAGCAUCACCUGGUCCGGCUGGGGUGCUCAGCCCAAUCGUGAGUGGGAUGCAGUGGGAGUGGAGGACCUUGCAGCAGGUCAGGCAGGGGGUGGCAGGUAGGGAGGGUGGGGAGGCAGGUCCCUGCUGCGGCUGCUCCUACGUGCUCGCUUGGCAGCAGAGACCAGCCCUAGGGGCAAGAUCCCCUCACCCCCCCGGUAUCCAGCAUCCUCCCCCAGCCUGGCAAGAGCCCCUGGGGUUGCAGACCAGUAUUGUGGUCAGACCCUCUCCAGCAUAGCCAGGAUUGGACCCUGGGGCUCAAGAAAGCUCUGGCCACUGGGCAAAGGAGGUCCACCCCUGGCUGGGUGCUCAGGGUGCUGGGACACAAAUGUGGGGAGACAUGGGGGACUGGCAGUGGGAUGCAGAGCUCUGGCCCCAGUUUUCUAACCCACCCCGCCGAAGGGUUAUCAGAAGCGUUUGGGCUCUCCAUGCAGCCUGGGGCAGGGUGCUGCCAUGUGCCAAGGCUGCGACAAGCCCAGGGGCCAGCUGAGAUGGGCUUUCUCCCACACGACUUCUGCUCAAGAUUCCCAAGCAGUCGUGUCGACAGUUUGCCUACCCUGUGCCUGGAGGCUCCCAUCGCCUCACCCGCACACUGCCUGCACGCUGUCCCAUCUUUGUGUGCGUUUUGCAGUCUCUCUGCCUGCUCUGCCUCUGCUCUGCCUGCACUCUCCCCACACGCUGCCUGUGCUGUGUGGCUGCCCAGGUCUGCUCCGCAGUGGGCAUAGGGACUCCAGGUCCUUUAGGGCUCUGGCUCUGUCCCUGCAAGGCUCCUUCAGCCUCAGCCAGAGCCUCUGGCAGCCCAUGGGGCUGCAGCACCCACCACUCUGGAGGAGCCGGAACCGCUGCAGGGAGAAAUGAAAACGGGGCUCACCAGACCACUGGUGCCUGCUGUUGGCCAUCCUGAGCUCUGCCCUUGAUGAGGAAUGACGGACUGGGAGAACACCAGUCCAAAAGGCCAGCUGCAGGGCAGUCUCAGAGGCGAUGGUGAUGGUGAUGGAGGCAGCUGGUGAACACCAGAAUGGGAUGAGACCACCUGGAGCCAGGACUGCAGCCAGCAAAGCACUCGGAGGGGCUGGGGCUCCCGCAGGUUCUCUGGCACCACUCAGCAUCGCAGAGCCAGAGACAGCACAGUGUCUGUGACGCUGACUGGAGAAGCAUCGUCUCAUAGCAAAAGCUGAAGAAUAAAGGGAUGGGUCAUCACGCAACUUGUCAGCAUUGCUUACAAGACUUUUGGCCACCUUUCAGCGCACCUUCACUCUCCCUCCCCUUUCCAUCAGGUUUUAUUUGGGAAGAUGGAAGACAACAGCUGAAACUACUCCUGGCACAUCACAGAGCAGAGUAACAGGAGGUGAUGAAUCAGCUCAAUGUUCAUCGAAGUCAAAAUAGACAAAAUCAAUAGAAAAAUGGGUGCACUGAGUCUAUGAGACCUGGGAUGGCAUUGAAGUCCCUCUCCCUCCACCAUAGAGGCUGUUGGAGAAACAGAAGAGGCUUCCAGGAUGCUCAGAAAGAUCUGGGAGAAGGAAAGCAGUCGAAUCCGGGCAAUAAAAUUACAAAAGUAAAUGCAAUUGAAGAAGAAAGAACUUCUCACAGACAUCACUCAGUCUUGUGCAAACCAUUUCACAUCAGCACUAAAGAGCAUGUGUGGGGAACCAGCCAUGAUACUCACGAUUAUGACCCAGCAAGGUGAAUUUGGGAAUAGCCCCAGCCUCCUCUCAGGCCGCUUUCUCACUCAUGCAGGCAGCAAAGCUGAGGCUGGUGCUCCAGGGAGGUUGGACCCUGUAAGCUCGCCCCAGUCCACAGGCUGUCCUGGGAGAGCAGAGCUUCGCCCAGGCAUGAGCCCGUCCACAGGCUCCAAUCAGCGCCCCAGCAAGCCAGAGGAGAGCCUGCGAGUGAGCAGCCUACAGGUAAAUGCAAAAAUCCCACAUCUCAGACACUGAUGUGCAUCCUGGGGGGUCCCUGGAAGCUGCAGCACAACCAGGCAGCAACACACCAGUCAGGACCACUGUGGCAUUGUCUGGCUGAGUCUUGAGAACCUCCAAGGGUGGAGAUCCCCCAGGCUCCUGGUGACUGUCCCAGGGCUGCACCAAGUCUCCUGGGGAAGAAUUUUCUUCUGGGGUUCAACUUGUAUCUUCCUAACUGCAGUCAGUGCAUGUUGUCCCCCAUUGUAUCAUCUGGCGCCACCAAGAAGGAUUCAACUCUGUCAUCUUAGUUGUUGGCUGCUCUCAGAUCCCUUCACCUCCUUGUGGCCAGGCUAAACCAGCCCAGCCCCUUCCACUUCUGCAGUAUGUGCCAGCUUUGUGACCAUGAUGCUAGCCCCCCUCCAGGCCUCUCCAGUUUCUUCACAUCCCUUUUGAACUGGGAGGCCUGUAUCUGGACCCUACAGGGUGGAGAGGCAGCAGCUUCCUUCAGGUGGCUGCCCAUUCCCUUCCCACUGUACCCUGCUAUGGGCUUUGCCUUACUCUGGAGAAGAGCAACAACAAGCUGAUAUUCAACCUGAAGUCUACUGUAGCCUCCACAUUCUUUGAAGCAGGGUCCUUCCAGCUCAGAUGGGUCAGAUGCUUCUCCAAGAAUUGUCCUGUGGUGUCACAGGCCAUGAAGGACAUCACCACUGCAAUGGUUGAGGCAUUGCAACACCUCCGCAUCGUGAAGGACUGAUUUCUCUGCAUAAUGGGACAGUAAAUCUCUUUUCCAAGUAUCUUACGAAGGCCUGCAGGCUUUCCUCCCACAGCCACACUUUGGCUAUCUCUAAUUGACAGCACCCUGCGACAGACACCAGUGAGGGGACUUUGUUUAGGGGUCCACAAAUCAGCAGAGGCUGAAAACCCUAAAACAAUGUCCCCUGCAGCUGUGAGACCCGCCAGGGAGAUUGUAGCUUGCUUUUUCUUAGCCACUUUCCACUGCUCUCCUGGACGUGCAGAAACCUUUGACCUCAAGGGAAAACCAGCUGAACCCAAUCACAGAAACAAGUUGUGAUGUGGAGCAAAACCAGGUCUUCUGCUCACUCAAGAUGGGGCAGAAGCCACUUAUCGCUUGAAGCCACCUUCAGGAGCCACCAUCCCUGAAGCCACCUUCCCUGACAGACAGGUCAGGUUUUCAGUGACAAUAUGAUGGCUUGACUAAGCACAUUGCAUGGCCUCCCAUGGAUGAGCAGAAGCAGUGGAUGAAUCUGGCAGAAGAUGCUGAGAUGGUGCAGGACCUGCCCAGCAGCCACCAGCCCUCCUCUCCACCAGGACCUCAGCCAGGGGAAGCAGAGGAGCAUGAUGACACUUGUGGCCCGUCCUCUCCUCCACCAACACUGUAAGGCUGGUCUUCUUCACAUUUCAUCCCAAUUUCCCAAACUGAAGAAGGAGCUCUUGGGUUGGACAACGGCACAUUUGUUUUGGCUUGGCUGGCAAGCAGUGAUAAAAACGAGCUCAUUGCCAACAAUUCAUUUUGUAUUUCAGGCCCUACCAAAAAUAAACCUGGAAGGGAAGCUUCAACGAGAAUGAAACAA
Calidris pugnax (ruff) is the source of this 8341-nucleotide messenger RNA. RefSeq names its product scavenger receptor class F, member 2 (gene SCARF2). The transcript has 11 exons. The coding region runs from base 1431 to 3962 and encodes 843 amino acids. NCBI's taxonomy places the organism in Eukaryota, Metazoa, Chordata, Aves, Charadriiformes, Scolopacidae. The record is from RefSeq and is a predicted model, not a curated record. Gene Ontology annotation, molecular function: scavenger receptor activity.